Nothoprocta perdicaria is the source of this 1800-nucleotide messenger RNA. RefSeq names its product MLLT3, super elongation complex subunit (gene MLLT3). Lineage: Eukaryota; Metazoa; Chordata; Aves; Tinamiformes; Tinamidae. The transcript is spliced from 11 exons. Gene Ontology annotation, biological process: regulation of DNA-templated transcription. Gene Ontology annotation, cellular component: super elongation complex. Bases 68 to 1708 code for a protein of 546 amino acids. The record is from RefSeq and is a predicted model, not a curated record.
GCUGGAGCUGGGGCACCGCGCCCAGGUGCGGAAGAAACCCACUGUGGAGGGCUUCACCCACGACUGGAUGGUGUUUGUCCGAGGGCCCGAGCACAGCAACAUCCAGCACUUCGUGGAAAAAGUCGUCUUUCACUUGCACGAGAGCUUCCCCAGGCCCAAGCGAGUGUGCAAGGAUCCUCCUUAUAAGGUUGAAGAAUCCGGGUAUGCUGGUUUUAUUUUGCCGAUUGAGGUUUACUUCAAAAACAAGGAAGAACCUAAGAAAGUUCGAUUUGACUAUGACUUAUUCCUGCACCUUGAAGGCCACCCACCUGUAAAUCACCUCCGCUGUGAAAAGCUCACAUUCAACAACCCGACAGAGGAAUUCAGAAGAAAACUGCUAAAGGCAGGAGGGAUCAUGGUAAUGUCAGAUGGCACAUCAAUCUCUUCAGGACAGAGCCUUCAUCUCCCCAACCUUCCCAGUAACUCCCUGUCUUUUUCUGACGUGAAGAAGAAGUCAUCUCAYGGGACAAAGGACCCAACUAAGAUAAUGAACACUAGUAGCAGUAGCAGCAGUACUAACAGUUUUUCAAAGCCCCAUAAGUUAAUAAAGGAGCACAGAGAAAAAACUUCUAAAGACUCAAAAGAACAUAAAAGUGCCUUCAAAGAACCUUCCAGGGAACACAGUAAAUCUUCCAAAGAAUGCUCUAAGAAACCCAAAGAAAACAAACCACUAAAAGAUGAAAAAAUAGUUCCUAAGAUGGCCUUCAAGGAACCCAAACCCAUGACCAAGGAGCCAAAAUCUGAAAACACUCCCAUCCUUACCAUAACUGGUGGACAGCAGCUGGAAAAAAAGGUCCCUACAAAAAGGCCCUCUGUUGUGGAUUCUGAUGAACUUUCUACCAAAAAAAGAAAAAAAGGUAGUUCAGAGUCUUUAUUUAAAAGUUUUUCUAGUGCUCCGCCACUGAUUCUUACUUGUUCAGCUGACAAAAAACAAACCAAGGAUAGAUCUCAAUUCAAGAUGGGGAAAGUCAAAAUUGAAAAUGAUACACUGGAAAAGAAGAUGUCUGCUCUUCCACCUUUUGAUGAUAUUGUGGAUCCCAAUGAUUCUGAUAUGGAGGAAAACAUAUCCUCUAAAUCUGAAUCUGAACAGCCCAGUCCUGCCAGUUCCAGCUCCAGUUCCAGCUCCAGUUUUACACCAUCUCAGAACAGCAGACAACAAGGUCCAUUGAGGUCUAUAAUGAAAGAUCUGCAUUCAGAUGAUAAUGAAGAUGAAUCGGAUGAGGCAGAUGAGAAUGACAAUGAUUCUGAGUUGGAGAGACCUGUAAGUACACGUGGAGGAAGCAGAAGUCGCAGAGUUAGUCUGAGUGAUGGCAGUGACAGUGACAGUAGUUCAACUUCUUCAUCUCUACAUCGUGAACCAACACCACCUUUACUGAAAACCAACAACAACCAGAUUUUAGAAGUCAAAAGUCCAAUAAAGCAAAGCAAAUCUGACAAACAAAUAAAGAAUGGUGAAUGUGAUAAGGCAUAUCUCGAUGAACUAGUAGAACUUCACAGAAGAUUAAUGACAUUGAGGGAGAGACAUGUACUACAGCAGAUAGUAAAUCUGAUAGAAGAGACCGGACACUUUCAUAUCACAAAUACCACCUUUGACUUUGACCUUUGCUCACUGGACAAAACCACAGUCCGUAAACUCCAGAGUUAUCUAGAGACAUCUGGGACCUCCUGAGGAUUCAGCAUCUGUCUGCAUCAAAACUGUUUUUUAGGUGAAAUAUGCAGAAUGAUAUAACCGAAAUGAGGAGGAAAAACAAGCCAGCCCUC